AUGUUGGUACUCAACAAGUCCUCUACCUGUGAUGUCUGUAUGGAAGGUUACGCAGCUGGCGGCAAUUCGCCGCACUCGAUCUCUUGUGGGCACUCAUUCUGCCAAAAGUGUCUCGAUCAUCUUUUGCGCCACAUCUGCCCCCUUUGUCGGACUCGGUUUUCCCCUCAGGAUGUCCGCAGGCUUCACAUUGAUAUGCAGUCUCCCAUGAUUACGACCGCUUCCAUAGAAGAAGUCCCUGAAAACCCUGAACCUUCUUCGCCGCCUGAUGACGAAGCACGCGCCCUCCAGAACGAUAUCGCGCGUGUCGUCAAAGAAGGUGCCAAGCUUCCCGAACUCCGCCGAGUAAUUGAAAAAUGUCGAACGUACUACAAGUCUCAGUCAGCUGACCAGCAGAAUCCUGUGAAAGUGAGCGCGCUGCUUCUUUGGAACCUCGCCGAGUCUCAACGUCAUCUCGCGGAAAUGAGAAAGGACAAGCUAGCUGAGGUUGAGAGGACCUGCGAGGCGAAAAUUGCUCUUGAGGAAAUACGCUCGCGUCUUACGACAGAGAUCAUGGAUUUGCAGGUGAAAUACGAGGAACUGCAACGUAUUCGACAGGAUGAAAAAGAUACUGCUCUUGCUGUAGAGAAAUCUUUGAGGGAACAUUAUGAUGAAUUGAACGCAUAUUGGAGGAGUCAGUAUAUCCUUGUUUCCUGCGAGCUUCUCCGAGAGGAACUCGUGCGCGCUAGAAUUGCGUUCAACCCAUUACCCGACUUCCAACGGUCAGUGGAGGUUCGGUAUCUUCAUGCAGCGGAGCCCAAGCAUCCUGAGAAGUUGAUCGAGGACGAUCCUCUGAGCAUCAAAGCACGAGCGAAGGCUAAAGCGAAAGCAAAAGCCAUCGAGGAAGAGGAGUUCCAUUUGUCACCUCUCACCCAGGUAAUCGGAACUUGGCCUUCCGCAAUUCAGUCGUUCCGCGCUCUGGUGGAUGAAGAUGAGAUCGACGACUUAAAGAAGACCGGCGGCAAAAAGGGAUCGGAAUCGAGGCCUGACACAGACGAAGAUCAAACAAUGGGUGAUGCUACGUCUCAGAUUGUCUCCAUUCCUCGGUCCUCGUUGUCUCGUCAGUUGACCGACUCCUCCGUCCCUUCGUCUAUAUCCACUGUUAAUCCGGACAAUUGGUCUGGAUUGUCACGAUCUCGCCCUCGCGAUGACAUUGUCAUGUCGAGUCGUGAUAGGUCUACUUCACGUCAUCGCUCCACUGAGCGUUCAAUCGCUUUGGCACACAGUGGUACUCAUUCACCGUCUCGCAGACUCAGGGAUUACGAAAUGCGUGCAGGAGAUACGUACGAGCCCAAGUUGAAAGAUCAGUUCACACCACGCCAGAUCAUGUCGGCCGACGACCUCCGGGACAAAACCCACGAACGCCUGCGCGCGCAGCUCCAUGACAUCCUUGACAGCCCUGUGGUAUCAUCCUCUCUCAAGAUGUCGAUGUCGUAUAGCGACGAAUCACCGAUGCCCCCACCAUAUCCACCACCACCAUCGUGCAAUACGCUCCCUAGGCCGACGAAUUCUAGUACACGUAUAAAUACGCCGUUGCGGAGGAACUCCACUGCGAGUCAAUCAGUGACUCCUACACCUGGUCCUGAGGAGGGAUACCCCGCAACAGUUGUGCCAAAGACAUUGGUCCAUGCUAGUAGUGUCGCGAUGCAGCAGGAGAAGGAGAGGCGGGAGAGGGAAAGACAGCGAGAGCUGGAACGUGAGCGAAUGGAGCGUGAACGAAUGGAGCGUGAACGGGGGCGGGAUCGUGACCGCGACCGCGACCGGGAUCGGGAUCGGGACCGUGAUCGUGAUCGUGAUCGCGAGCGGGAACCAGAGUGGCACUUCAAGGACGCCACCAAUGUGCCAUCCGAUGCUUAUUCCUACCAUCGCGAUCGACGUAUAGGCAGGACCAAGUUGUCUAACCCGGUCACCGCCGGAGCAGACUGA
Suillus clintonianus is the source of this 1962-nucleotide messenger RNA. RefSeq lists its product as uncharacterized. Bases 1 to 1962 code for a protein of 653 amino acids. The record is from RefSeq and is a predicted model, not a curated record. NCBI's taxonomy places the organism in Eukaryota, Fungi, Basidiomycota, Agaricomycetes, Boletales, Suillaceae. The transcript has 7 exons.